UGAGUGCGCGUGUGUCCCUGAGUGAGUUGGGAGGAGUGAAAACGCGUUUAAACUGUCCAAACUUUUUCCUCUUCAUUCCCUUUUCUCUCCAUCACUGAACACUUCUUCCUCCAUCUGUCUCUCUCUGUCUCCUUCAGUCUCUGUCUGUAUUCCGGGUUUAUUGUGUUUCUCAGUAAGAUGAUGAGUUUGGUGAGUUUGGUGUUGGUGUGUGUAGGAGUGACGGAGAUGCAGCGCGUGAGGAACACGUGGAGCCCCACAGACACCCCAUCGCAUGACCCCGUGGCUGUCUCCCCGACUGUACUAAGCGCUACUUCAGGAUUAACAUAUGAUACCGGUGUGUAUGGCGAGUCUGCGAUCAUGGCCCCUGGCGGUCAGCACAGGAGGAUGGCUCGUAGCUCUAAAGACAAGGGAUUGAAGCAGAGGGCGGAGCAUCACAAGCACCCUCACCCGAGGCCCUUUGACCCGGACAGUUAUUUCACCACACCGAGGGUUUUUAACGGCUCUCUGCUGGUGCAUAACCCACUGUACCCAGUGACUGGCGAUUCAUACGGAGCAUACAUUGUAAUGCUGUUAGCAUUGGUGGUGUUCGCUGUGGGAGUGGUUGCUAACCUGGCUGUCACAUGUGCCGUGUGGCACAACCACUACCAGCAGAAUGCUCGCACCUGUGUCCUGGCAAGUUUGGCGCUCUGGGACCUCACUGUCAUCAUCUUCUGCCUACCGGUCGUCAUUUUUCACGAGCUCACCAAAAGAAGACUAAUGGGAGAUGUGUCCUGCCGCCUCGUGCCCUUUAUAGAGGUGACGUCUCUGGGUGUAAACACCUUCAGUCUCUGUGCUCUGAGUGUUGAUCGCUUCCAGACAUUAACAAGCACCUCGUCCUCCUCUAAGACCCCAGAGUCAUUCGGCUCCAUCUUGUCAAAGCUAUCAGUGAUCUGGGUGGGCUCGUUGCUCCUUGCCGUCCCUGAGCUCAUGAUCUGGCGCUUGGAGACGGAGCUGUCUCAUGUCUCACGUCUGCCCGUGGACUCUUGCAUCCGUCUGCCUCUUUCUUCACCUCAUUUCUCUGAGUCGGUCUAUUCCCUCAUAAUGACGUAUCAUGAAUCACGCAUGUGGUGGCUCUUUGGCUGCUUCUUCUGCCUGCCUUUGCUCUUCUCAUUCUCAUGCCAUCUUCUGAUGAGUCAGAUUUCUGACAGCACCACCAGCAUGUCUGCUUCCUGUUCUGCAUCCUCAUCUUCCUCCUUGUCAAAGAAGCUUGUGAUGGUGCUGGCCAUAGUUUAUGGCGUGUUCUGUUUUCCCGAGCAUGCCUGGAACAUCGGGCUCACCUACGCUGGAGUAGCAGUAGACAGAGGCACUCUGGCACUGUUGGCUCUGAUUGGUCAGUUCCUGAUGUUUGUCAGGGCCUCAGCCACACCUAUUUUGAUCCUCAGUUUGUGUCGAACGUUGGGACAGAGCUUUGUGGACUGUUGCUGUUGCUGCUGUGAAGAAUGUCUACCCAGUAAACCUUCAUCACUGUCACUGGCCUCAUCAACAUCAUCUUCUUCUUCACCAGUUUUGGAAAAAGAAAAGAAGCUGCAGAUGGAACUUGAGAAGAAAAUCAGAGAGAACUCAGUGGAGAUGGCUAUCGGAACUCCAUGCUGAGAUAUGUGAAAGAUCAGCCAUGUUCAUCUCACUGUCUUCAUAACUCCCACACUCAUACACUCUCUACUCCUGAAUAGAACACAGCUGGACACUGACUCCGCCCACUUUCUCAGUGAAUAGCUAACGGGGCAGCGUUAAUAAUCCAGCAUAAAGAAACGAUGUUCCCUGUUGUGGACAUUGUGGACAGGUUUAAACAGAGACACACUGCUAUACAGAGCCACAGCUACCAUUGUACAGUCUAACAGCAUCAACACUAAUCACCUUCAUAACAUAGUAUUUUACGUUAUCAUGUCCCAUCACGUGUAUUUCUUCUCUAAGCAACUAAGUAGCACCUCGAGUCCUGAGGAAUUUAACCUUGCUGGAUGAGCUGGUUCACCAUUAGGCUUUAGGGACAGGGAGUGUGCAGCGUUUGUAGAUUCUCAGGUUGUGUGAUUGUGCUGUAAUUAGAACCAAUCAAGAAAUGGAGAGAAGCUUCCUAGAGAGAGCAGGUACUUUUAGACAGUUUUUUUAGGACAUUAGAACACAAACGGGUCUCUCAUGGGCUUUUUUUAUUAUUUAGUGUUCUGUGCCGUCUACAAGUGUUCUGUCCUGUGUUAGAAGGACAGCUCAAGGUCACUGAAGGACUGCGUGUAGUGUAUAAGUGUGUGUGGUGUAAGUAAAGGAAGUGUGUGUGUGUGUGUGUGAGGGUUUGUGAGUUCAUGGCUGAAAUGGUUGUGCUGGUUGUUACUUUCAGUGUCAAUAAUCAGGUGUGUUGUAUAACUUCAUUCUAUAUUGAUCUCAAAAUCCACAUUAAAGCCACAUCAUUAGUGAUCUGAGAAUAAGAAUUACUCUGUUAGCUAAUUAGCCUAGCAUUAUCCACAUUAACACACCACCCUGUUUAUAAACUUCUAAUAAGUGUGUAAUGUUAGCAUAAACACAUAGCUGUAUGUCAUGAGAUUUGCGACACUAGCUGUUUUUAUUUAUAUGUUAAUAAUCCAGUGCUCAAUAACUUUAUUAAUAUUAGAUUAAUGCUGUUCUAUUUCAUGUUCAUGUGCUGUUAAGGAUUGGAAAAUAAAUAAAUGUAGAAACUACCAGAAUUUGACUUCCUAAUAAAAGAUCAUCUAAAAAUGCAAAAACUAUGAAUUGACAGGAGCACUAAUAACAUCACACACACACACACACACACACACACACACACACACACACACACACACACACACUACAGAGCAAUUGUGUGUAUUUUUACAGUUCUUUGGUAAAAAGCUGAACGUUAACCUGCAGGUACACACACCCAGAAAACCAGACUGUUGGAGUUGUUCUCCUCUUAAAGAUAAACAUUUCCUGUUUAAUAAGGAAAAAUUACAACAAUAAAUCAUUUUAUUUUA
This is a messenger RNA of Silurus meridionalis, 2996 nucleotides long. RefSeq names its product G protein-coupled receptor 37 like 1a (gene gpr37l1a). NCBI's taxonomy places the organism in Eukaryota, Metazoa, Chordata, Actinopteri, Siluriformes, Siluridae. Gene Ontology annotation, molecular function: G protein-coupled peptide receptor activity. Gene Ontology annotation, cellular component: signaling receptor complex; plasma membrane. The transcript is spliced from 3 exons. The coding region runs from base 178 to 1632 and encodes 484 amino acids. The record is from RefSeq and is a predicted model, not a curated record. Gene Ontology annotation, biological process: positive regulation of MAPK cascade; adenylate cyclase-inhibiting G protein-coupled receptor signaling pathway.